This is a messenger RNA of Centropristis striata (black sea bass), 3601 nucleotides long. RefSeq names its product dematin actin binding protein (gene dmtn). Lineage: Eukaryota; Metazoa; Chordata; Actinopteri; Perciformes; Serranidae. Gene Ontology annotation, biological process: lamellipodium assembly; actin filament bundle assembly; cytoskeleton organization. Gene Ontology annotation, molecular function: actin filament binding. The record is from RefSeq and is a predicted model, not a curated record. The transcript has 16 exons. Gene Ontology annotation, cellular component: actin cytoskeleton; plasma membrane. Bases 126 to 1292 code for a protein of 388 amino acids.
UGCAGGAGAGCAGAGGAGCGUCACCGUCGUCUCUCCUGGACGCGUUCAGGCUCAUCUCACUUUGAUUUUUUUUCUGCGCUGUUUGGAGCUGGUUAAAACCCAACAGGAGAAGGUUUCUCUCAGCCAUGCAGAAGGUGGAGGGACGGGUCACUCCGGUCAACCUGUCCUCUUCCCGCGGUCCGAGCACGCCGGGGUCGCCCGCCACCGCCAUCGUGGCGCGUGUCAACGACCAGGUGGUGGGCUACAGAGACCUCGCCGCUCUGCCCCGGGACAAAGCCAUCCUGCAGGUGGAGAGACCCGACCUGAUGACCUACCAACCUCACCUGACCUUCUCCCCCCUGGACCCUCCCCGCAGAGAGAGAUCUCUGUCUCCGCCCGCCUCCUCACCCACCAGGUCUCCUGAGGUAAAAGCACGCAGAGCAGAGAGUGACAGCGGUUCUCCUGGAGGAUCAACGCUGCAGCUGCAGGCGACACGAAAGAUCAGCAGCAGCCAGCAGCACUUCCACAGACCAGACGAUGGACUGAACAUCUACAGGAAACCUCCCAUCUACAAACAGGAUGUAAACAAACACAUGGAGACGGUGAUCAAGUCUGCUAAGUUUCCUGCUGCUCAGCCUCCAGACCCGAACCAACCGUCCAAGAUAGAGACCGAGUACUGGCCCUGCCCCCCCUCACUGGCUGCCAUGGAGAUCGAGUGGAGGAAGAAGAAGGAGCUGCAGGAGGAAGACGAGUUUGAGGAUCUGAGCGGCGAGGCGGAGACACUGCAGGAGAACGAGCUGGAGAAGAUCCAGUCCAACCUGGGCCGCCUGAUCCUGAAGGAGGAGAAGGAGAAAGCCAUCAGCUUCCGCAGGAAGACCCAGUCCCUGCCCGACAGAACCCACAUGACCCCCAGUUUGUCAGCGAGUGCGUCCAAGUCUCCGUCCCACUCAGGACCUGGUCUGACCCGAAUGCAGUCUGCAGAGUUCUCCUCAGAGAGAGGACAGCAGACAGCUGCUCAGGUAAGAAUCCGUCUGCAACACGAACAUCCGAAGAACGGAGAAGCUCGCAGGGAGAGGAUGGACAGAGGAAACUCUCUGCCGAGUAUCCUCGAACAGAAGAUUUAUCCAUAUGAAGCUCUGAUUGUGACCCACAGAGGGCGCUGCAAGCUGCCGCCAGGAGUUGACCGCACCCGCCUGGAGAGACACCUGUCUCCAGAGGACUUCCUGCAGCUCUUCGGGAUGCCGAUGGCCGAGUUCGACCGUCUGUCGCUAUGGAGACGAAAUGAACUGAAGAAGAAAGCCUCGCUUUUCUAACAGGAAGUGACCUCAUCCGCCUCCUGAUGACACCUGAUGACAGGAAACAUCAACAAACAUCCAACUAACCAAUCACGUCCCUGGAUCUGAGGACGGGAGGCGGGGCCUGAUUAACCCUUUAUACUCUGACUAACCUUACUGAUGCACUGACACUCAGACAUGUUACCUGUGCUGCACUUAUACUCACACUGCUUGCAAACAUCAUGUGACCACUCUGCAUCUUCAUCUUCAUCUUCAUCAUCUUCAUCACGCGUUGGUGUCCGGAGGUCUUCAUCAGCUCGCCGUCAGCAGGUAACGGCCUUUAACUCACCUGGUGUCAUGAAGCUCAAGUUCACCUUUAACUGCACCACUUCUGACCAAUCAGAGUGCUGGAAAUACUCAAUAAAAUCCAAUCAUUCCUACAGGAGCCUGACAGGGACAAAAGUCACAAGUUUAUAAUAACGUGACGUUUUUAAUAUCUAACAACGAUUACUGCCACGAUUCGUCCGACUAACGAGACGACGACAGAUUUAACUCAAGUCAGAAACUCUCUGAUGAACCAGACUCGUUCAGAAAACCAUCAUUUUAACAGCAGUGUUCUUGAUCUUCAGACCUGACAAAGCUUCAAUUCAGACUUUUAAUAAAUCAGGUUGGUGUUUUAGUUAUUUCUGCAUCAUUUAGAUCAGUUUAUUUACAUUAUGUCACAGAUAAAUCUCUUUAUUUUAGCUUCAUACGGCCCAUUUUAGCUUGUUGAGCUCCUCAUUCUGUCUGAAUUAUGGACCUAAAAUACUUGAAGACAAAAGAAAAUUAUCUAUUCUUUGCACCACCAACUAACAAACUGCAUCUCUAAAGGCUCAUUAUCUUAUUCAUUUUGACAGCAGUGUUCUUGUGUUCUUUAGACCUGACAAAGCAUCAAUUCAGCCUCAUGUUGGAGUUAUUUCAGCACCUUUAGAUCCGUUUAUUCACAUUAAAUCACAGAUAAUUCUCUGUUUUGGCUUCAGACUGACUAAUGCAUAAAACCCCAUAAAAUUGUCAAAAUAUCACAAAAGCAUCCCUUAAUUUAAACCUUAAAUCAUCUUUAUUUUUCUAUUAACUUUGAUUUGUGUUUCAGACUCUUGAAAACUCCUUAAACUGAUCAAUAAUCCAUAAAAACUGUCUAAUAAUGAUAUGCAUUGAUUUAUAACUCUGCUGCACCAGACUCCAUUCAGAAAACAGUCAUUUUUAAAGAUGAUCAUCUAAAAAAUAUUAUGCAACCAAAAAACAAAUACCAAACUCUGCAAUCAAAACAAAACGUUUCAUUGCAAGUCAAAAACUGGAUUGAUGCAAACCUAAAACUUUUGUUUGCACAAAAGUUUUGCUUUUGAAUCAAACGUUUUAACAAGUAGAAACUGACAGAUCUGCAACAUUUUAAAUCACAAAUUUAUUUUACUUGCAAUAAAACAGUUUUUAUUUUUUAAGACACAAAACUGACCUAGUAAUAUGAGCUCUGGGUUUAUUUUGUGUCUUUUUAUGCAAAGAAAGAUUUGAGAGCAAAACUAUAAUAAACCUGCAAUUCAAUUAUAAUUGUUUUUGAGUUCAAGAAGGUGAAAACCAAAGAUUAAUUUAUUUUUAAAAAUAUUUUUAUUAUUAUUCAUGCAUUUGUAAUUAAAAAUGUUCUUAGAAUCCAUAAGUAUUCUUUACAAAAUUAUACUUUAUUUGCAAAUCCACAUUUUUUUGUUUGCAGAUCAAAACAUUUUUUGUAACAAAAAAGAAAAUCACUAAUUAAUUUGACUUGCAAUAAAAAUAUUUUUUGGUUGCAGUUUGGAAACUUAUUUAACUUAUUAUUUAUCAAUAAAUUAACAGUAAAAUGUCAGAUUUUGUGCCUUGUUUGCAACUCGACAAACUUUCAGGAUCAUUCAUUUUCAAACUUUUUUCGUUGUUUCUGAAAGUCAAUUAAUUUAAACUUCAACAAACAGCGAAGACAAAAAAUGUUUUUAAAAAUUCUGCAGAUUAAAUUUAAAAAAAGCGAACAAGCGAAUGUUUCUGCAGCUUCGUCUCAUUUUAUUGUUUUUAUUUGGAGCUGAGAAUCUCAUUAAUAAAUCCAUAAUUGAGCUUCAUGACAUCACAAAGCUGCUGAGACCUCCGGCGUCACACAAACACCUUUCAGAUUGAAAAUUAUUUAUUAUGUGGAACUUUUUUAUUUAUUUCAGGAUUGUAAUUAUUUUUACUGUGAGAUACUGUUUGUUUGUUUGUUUAUCUGGUUUAAGGAGCAGUCCGUCCGUUCUUCACGCUCGUCUCGUUUCUGUUUCUGUCGUUCGAUGUAAAGGAUCAAAAUAAAGAGAUGAAACGCU